CAGAAGGCAGCAGAGGACGGCAGAGACGACAUCACACAGUCAUGGCUUACUUGGGAUGCUUCCUCCUGCUCUUCCUAGGUUUGGGCAGUCUCUCCUCCUCUGUGCCACGUCAGUUCCAUGUGGUGAAGGAACACAGGAACUGGACAGAAGCUCAGCAGUACUGCAGAGAGAAGUUCACUGACCUCGCCACCAUACAUAACAUGACAGAGAUGGAGAAGGUGAACAGCAUGAUCCGUGAAGCAGCUGCUGGAAAUGCUUGGAUUGGGCUGAAGAAGGGAAGCAGUCCUAAAUGGCAGUGGUCUCUGGCCGACAGGGAUUUCUACAGAGAGAAUGAAAUAGAGUUGAUCUGGGAUGAUCAAGGUGGUCGACCAGAUCAAGGUGGUAAAGACAACUGUGUCUUUGUCAAGGGAGCAAAUGGGAAAUGGCAUGACUCUGGGUGUAACCUUAGGGGAAACUCCAAAACCUAUGUGCUGGUUACUGAUAUAAAGAACUGGGCAGAUGCUCAGAAAUACUGCAGAGAACAACAUACAGACCUGGCCAGUGUGAGGAAUCAGACAGAGAACGACCAGAUAGAGGAUGUUAGUGGAGAGAGAGAUGCCUGGAUCGGCCUGUUCAGAGAUGCCUGGGAGUGGUCAGAUGGCAGCAGCUCCUCAUUCCGUUACUGGAAGUCUGGAGAACCCAAUAAUCCAGAUGUGGAAUGCACUCAAAUUAUGUCCAGUGGUCAGUGGAACGAUGAAGGCUGUCAUCAUCCUGGUCACUUCAUCUGCUAUGAAGACAAGCUGGUUCUGGUCCGUGAGAAUAAGACCUGGAGAGAGGCGCUGCAGUACUGCCGAGAGCACCAUGUGGACCUGGUGUCUGUGACGUCCAAGCGGGUCCAGCGCUGGGUGAGUGAGCGGGCUAAAGGAGCCUCCACUGCUCACGUGUGGGUGGGCCUGCUCCACUCCUACGGUGUGGGCUGGUACUGGGUCUGUGGACAGACCGUCUGCUACAGCAACUGGACCCAAGGGCACGAGCAAGUGGAGUCCUUCCAACAAAGAGUCGGGGCAGUGGAGUCUAGAGGGGGACAAUGGGUCAGCAACCUGACUAAGACCGACCAACUCAACUUCAUCUGCACCACUGAGGAUGGUUGUGACUGAAUCCUCCUCAGUCCAGAGCAGGCUUGGAGAAACUCCUGCGGGUCCUCCAGCUCCCAACCAUCUUCAUCUUCAUCGUCAUCUUCACCACUCAUUUAAUCAUAAGCAACUUUACAAUACAAAACAUUAUGUUACUAUUGGCAUUAUAUUUCCUCUUCCAGUGUACUAAUAAGUGAAGCAAUUGAUACAGUUCAAUUCUGCAAUUUUAAUGUAUUGUGUUUGUUAACCAUAAUGUUAUGUUUUGACACAAUUCUUUGUUUUAGAAUUAAGUAUAGAAUUCUGUGCAGAAUUCCCCGUAUAAAAUGUUUUCUGUUCCUGACCU
Molecule: messenger RNA, 1455 nt
Organism: Sardina pilchardus (European sardine)
Lineage: Eukaryota; Metazoa; Chordata; Actinopteri; Clupeiformes; Clupeidae
Product: C-type mannose receptor 2-like
Exons: 6
Coding region: 42-1136 (364 amino acids)
Source: RefSeq, a predicted model, not a curated record